Trichoplax adhaerens is the source of this 1809-nucleotide messenger RNA. RefSeq lists its product as uncharacterized. The transcript has 17 exons. Gene Ontology annotation, biological process: transmembrane transport; chloride transport. Gene Ontology annotation, cellular component: membrane. NCBI's taxonomy places the organism in Eukaryota, Metazoa, Placozoa, Uniplacotomia, Trichoplacea, Trichoplacidae. The record is from RefSeq and is a predicted model, not a curated record. The annotation marks the transcript as partial. Gene Ontology annotation, molecular function: voltage-gated chloride channel activity.
UGCCCUGCUUGGAUUCAUAAAUUAAUCUUCGAAUAUAUCGGAUUAGAUUGGAUUUAUUUGUUAGUACUUGGAAUCAUCAUGGCAUUAUUAAGUUUUCUUAUAGACUAUUGUAUCACACAAAUUCAACAUGCUCAUAUUUUAGCUUAUCAAUCUGCGAAACAUAGUGGUUUCUUGCAAUAUCUGGCUUGGGUAUUUCUACCUAUGAUUUUCCUAUUAUUUAGCGUUGGAUUUGUCAAAUUAUGUUCCAUACAUGCUAUCGGAUCGGGAAUCCCAGAAAUGAAAACAAUUAUGCGUGGUUACUCUCUCCAUCAUUAUCUUUCUUUUAGAGCAUUAAUUGCUAAAUCUGUUGGUUUAAUAGCUGCAGCUGGCAGUGGUAUGCCAAUAGGCAAGGAGGGCCCUUUCGUACACAUAGCUAGUAUUGUCGCAUCUAUCAUGAAUCGUAUAUUGGGAGUAUUUCGAGGAUUGUACAAGAAUGAAUCGCACAACAUGGAUUUGCUUGCAGCAGCAUGCGCUGUAGGUGUAUCAUCCAACUUUGCAGCACCUAUAGGAGGCGUCUUAUUCAGUAUUGAAGUAACAUCAACCCAUUUUGCUGUAAGAAAUUACUGGAGGGGAUUUUUUUCAGCAGUUUGCGGCGCUUUCGUAUUUCGUCUUUUAUCAGUUUGGGAUCGUGAAGAACAAACUAUUACUGCGCUAUUUAGCACCCAUUUCCGUGUUGACUUUCCUUUUGAUAUGACUGAAAUGCUCGCAUUUAUCUUUAUUGGAAUUGUCAGCGGAUUUAGUGGAGCACUUUUUGUAUAUUUACAUCGAAAAUUAAUUGAACUUCGACGAAAGUAUCGAAAAAAUGUCGUGUCUAAAUUUUUUCGCAAAAGCAUAUUUCUCUAUCCUGCUAUCAUCUGUUUUAUCUAUUUUUCGUUAACAUUUCCUUUGGGACUUGGACGUUAUAUGGCAUCUAUUGUCACUCCUAAAGAAGCUAUAGAUGAGUUAUUUUCUAACGCGACUUGGUAUAGGGGUCAUGCUGAUAACAUUAAAGCUCAAAAGAUAUUAGAUCAUUGGGAUCAUCCUAACAUUUACGUUAGCUUGUUACUUUUCAUCAUCUUUCAGUUCUUCUGGACGGCUGCAAGUGUUGCCUUGCCAAUACCUUGUGGAGUUGUUUUACCCGUUUUCAUAAUAGGGGCUGCAUUUGGAAGAUUAAUUGGAGAAGCAAUGGCGGCGUGGUUUCCAUUAGGUAUUCGUAGCGGCGACGGGUUAUUUUCACCGAUCGUUCCUGGAGGAUAUGCAGUUAUUGGUGCUGCGGCAUUGGCGGGUAGCGUUACCCAUACAAUUUCUGUUUCUGUAAUCGUUUUUGAAUUAACAGGUCAAAUCGUUCAUAUUAUUCCCGUCAUGGUUGCAGUGUUAAUUUCGAAUGCCAUUGCUACAAAAUUGCAACCUUCGUUUUAUGACAGUAUAAUACAAAUUAAGAAACUCCCUUAUUUACCAGAAAUUUAUGAGGACAAGGCUUACGAUAUUUACGUCUCCGAUAUAAUGCGAACAGAUAUAAAGUAUCUAUCAUAUAAAUCAUCUUACGAAGAUCUGGACAAGCUACUAGAAACCACAAAGUUAAAAUCGUUUCCUCUGGUAGAGUCAGCUGAUUCAAUGGUCUUGCUUGGAUCAUUGCAACGUAAGCAACUAGAAGGCCUACUAGCAAGGUAUAUCAACAAAGUCGCCCAAGAAGUAUCUACGUCACAGCCGACAACAGAACCUAAACGCGAUCAGCUAGAAUCAACUGUUAAUGAUGAAAAUGAAGACAACCAUAAAGAUGGAGCAGAGUAA